Lycium barbarum (goji berry) is the source of this 1425-nucleotide messenger RNA. RefSeq names its product receptor-like protein EIX2. Bases 1 to 1071 code for a protein of 356 amino acids. Gene Ontology annotation, molecular function: protein binding. NCBI's taxonomy places the organism in Eukaryota, Viridiplantae, Streptophyta, Magnoliopsida, Solanales, Solanaceae. The transcript has a single exon. The record is from RefSeq and is a predicted model, not a curated record.
AUGUCAGAGAACCGUUUAUUCGGCAAAAUUCCAGGCUCACUAGGUUCUCUCUCUUAUCUAAUGUUCUUAAGACUGUCAGGCAACAAUCUCUUUGGAGAACUGCCUUCGAGUUUGAGAAAUUGCACGCGAAUGAUUAGCAUUGAUCUUAGUAACAAUCGGUUGUCAGGGCUAAUCCCAGCUUGGCUAGGGGAAACAAUGAGAUCACUGUUAAUCCUCAGUUUAAGGAAGAAUAGGUUUUCCGGCCCCAUUCCUUUAAAAAUAUGUAUCCUUUCAGGUCUUCACAUACUGGACCUUUCAAGAAACAACUUAUCUGGUUCUAUCCCGUCCUGUUUUGGAAAUAUGGAAGCCUUCAAGGUUGAGCUAACUGAUGCAGAAGUUGCACCAUAUGAAGGGAAACUGAACGUGGUGGCAAAAGGAAGAAUACUUUAUUAUGAUACUAUCCUUUACCUAGUAAAUAGUAUCGACCUCUCGAGCAACAGUUUAUCUGGAGAAAUCCCAGUAGAGAUAACAAGCUUGGUUAAAAUUGUCACCUUGAACUUGUCCAAGAACCAUUUGACAGGAAAUAUACCGACAGAUAUAGGAAAUUUAGGAUGGGUUGAAACCUUAGAUCUUUCAAUAAAUCAGUUGUCAGGUCCUAUCCCACCAAGCAUAGCUAGUUUAGACUUUCUGACUCAUUUUAACUUCUCUUACAAUAAGUUGACAGGAAAAAUUCCCACUAGUACUCAGUUCCAAACCAAAGUUGAUCCAACAAUUUUCCAAGGAAAUGCUGCACUUUGUGGUCCUCCUCUGAAAGAAUGUGUUGGUGACAGGACUAAAACAUCUGAUAAUGGAACGAAUGACGAAGGAGAAACUGAUGAUGAAGAUAAACUUGAGAAAGUGUGGUUCUUUGCUGUUGUUGGUUUGGGAUACUUGGUUGGAUUUUGGGUAUUUUUUGGCACUUUGGUCAUCAAGAAAAGAUGGAGAAUUGCUUAUUUCAGAUUUAUAGAGACAUGCAUUUUGGAGUUGAACGAAUGGUCAUGGAGUUUUCUGCAUAAAAUGUUAGGAUAUUUAACGUGUAGAAGAAACACUUAGGAAAAUGUUGAAAAGUGUUUGUCAACUUUAGCAAGGUAUUCAAUAAGUGGAGCUAUAGGAGUUUGUAUCUGCCAUGCUAUUAUAUUUUGUGUUUUAUUUUCAGUAUAGCACAUAUUAUUUACUUUUCUAUAUGAAAAAGUGUAAGACAAUGCUACCUAAAUGUUUAUCUUAUUUACUAAAAUCAGCACAAGAAAGAACAUGAGAGAGUGCAUAAACUGCUUUUCAUGGACUAAAAGUAAAGAUUUCAUGAGUUAAAACUAUCUUAUUUGCUAAUUUCAUGGGUUAAUUUUAAGUACUUAUUUCAUCAGUUAGAAAGUGCUCACCUAAAUGUUUAUGUUAUUUGCUAAAUUCAUU